Messenger RNA from Ctenocephalides felis (cat flea), 1680 nucleotides. Its product is annotated as mitochondrial ribonuclease P catalytic subunit-like. The transcript has 8 exons. The record is from RefSeq and is a predicted model, not a curated record. Gene Ontology annotation, biological process: tRNA 5'-leader removal; mitochondrial tRNA 5'-end processing. NCBI's taxonomy places the organism in Eukaryota, Metazoa, Arthropoda, Insecta, Siphonaptera, Pulicidae. Bases 51 to 1673 code for a protein of 540 amino acids. Gene Ontology annotation, cellular component: mitochondrial ribonuclease P complex; mitochondrion. Gene Ontology annotation, molecular function: protein binding; ribonuclease P activity.
UUGUCUCUAGUGUUUAAAUACAUUGUUUUUAUUGUCUUAUUUAUUUUAAUAUGUAUUCCAGAAUUGUGCAAGGAUUUUCAAGAUGUAUAUUGUUUGAAAUUAAACAAAAUAACAUUAAACCACAUGCACAAAGAUUUGUGGGCACCGGUAGUAUCUAUAAAAGUAACAAAUAUACUAAUAAAGUCAGUUCAAAUGAUAAUGGACACCAUGAACAAGUUGGUGUUUUAGUCGAAAAAUUUGAGUCAAUUCCAGAUAAUAAGCAAUGGGAUGAAUUGCGCAAUGUAGUCUUAGGACAAAAAACAAUGAUUGAUAAAAAUAAUAUCGAUGCAAUAGUCCUUGGCUUUUGCAGUAAAAACUUAAAUUUAACAAAGUCUUAUGUUAAUUAUUUGAAAGCACAUAAUAUCAAUCCCAAUUUUGCCACUAUCGGUAAGAUAUUGAAAUCUUAUCAUAACCAUUAUGAGAAUAAAGAUGUUCCUCCAGAAGAAAUUGCAUCAAUUUUGGGAUGGUGUGAAAAGCUAUUAAAGCUUGGAACUUUAGAUUUUGUUAAUGGAAGCAAUGUUAUUCAUGGUUUGGUGCUAACUGAAAGAUGGAAAGAAAGCCUCAAAAUUCUUGAUAUGAUAAAAAUCACCUCAAAACCAAAAUGCCAAAUAUAUAGUAUUAUCGUUAGUACAGCAUUUAAUAACAGUGAAAUUGAAAUAGGUUGGAAUCUUUUUGAUGAAAUGUUACAAAUGGAUAGACAACCUACAUGUUCUGUAUAUGAAUCGUGGAUAAACUAUUGCUUGAGAAAUUUUGAACAACAUAAUAAAAGUGAAAUCUUACUCCAAGAUUUAGAAAAAAUGCUUAAAAUUAUAGCAGAUAAUGAUAUUAGAGUUUCUAAAGAUGUAGGUAUGAAAUUUGUAAAUGCCUUCGAAAAAAUUGGAUGGACAGGAAAUAUUUCAAAAGUUGUUCAAGGUUCAAAUUGCAAAGCAUGCAAAGAAAAAUUGGCACCUAUAAAAGUAUUGGCCAAGGAUUUCAAAAAGUUACAAAAGGAAUUUUUGAAUCGUGUAUUGAUAAGAAAAGAUGUAUUCGUGAGGUCAAACCCAACAGAAUUAGAGAAUUUUCGGACCAUGAUCAAACAGACUGCUCCAUAUGAUGUAGUUAUAGAUGGUCUAAAUGUUGCUUUUUGUUCUGGAAAGAAGAAGUACAAUGAGUUGGCCAACAUUCUGACAAAUGUUGUUCAACAUUUCACCGAUCUUGGGAAGAACGUUUUGGUUCUUGGAAGAAAACACAUGAUAAAAUGGUCUCCUGGUAAAUUAAAAUAUUUACAACAGAAGGCACAUGUAUUUCUAACAGAAGACUUAUCCUUUGAUGAUUUAUUUUUGUUACAAGCUGCAAUUUCUAGUGGCCCUAAGACUAUUAUUGUAUCACGUGAUUUGAUGCGUGGUCACAGAUUUCUUUUGGAAGACUCAGAAUUAAGAGAGACAUUUAAAAAGUGGCAGCUAAGUUGUCAAUAUCAAAUUGAGAGAUAUAAUAAUAAUGGAACAAUUAUUUUAACGCCUCCAUUGAAGUAUCUUCCCAGUGCACAAAAAAAUGAUAAUGGAUGGCACAUUCCUAUUGUUGAGGAAUACAAACCAAACACUAACUAUUUCUUAGACCUGCCGCAGGAAUGGAUAUGCUUAAGACCAAAAACUUAGAGAAUGU